Molecule: messenger RNA, 2900 nt
Organism: Exophiala xenobiotica
Lineage: Eukaryota; Fungi; Ascomycota; Eurotiomycetes; Chaetothyriales; Herpotrichiellaceae
Exons: 3
Coding region: 122-2662 (846 amino acids)
Biological process (GO): chromatin remodeling
Cellular component (GO): RSC-type complex
Molecular function (GO): protein binding; chromatin binding
Source: RefSeq, a predicted model, not a curated record
CGUCGCGAUCGCAUAGCAGACCUGCAUUUCUUGCGACGCUGCGUCUACACCUUGUCAAAUCUUGACAUGCGUACUUUUCGUGACCGAUUGUGAGGCUUCAGUUGUGAGGAAGAUCGGAAACAUGGCGGACACCCCGACUGUCGAGCCUGCGACGCCGGUACCAGUACAGUCCAUCGAAGUGGAAACCGAAGUAAAGCAGGAGGAUGCCGCCGAAGAGAAGUGCGAUGAUGAUGAUGAUGAUGAUGCAGAAGCGGACGAAGAUGGGGCUACUGGUGAAGAACCAGGCGUGUCAAACGAACAAUACAAAGCUCUCAGAAACAUCACCGAAACCCUAACCAACUAUAAGAUCAAAGUGAAGGGCGACGAUGAGCAUUAUCCUUCUGUGCUGUUCAGGCGCAUCCCCAAUCGACGAAACCUACCGGACUACCACGAAAUAAUCAAGGAACCCGCCGCACUCAGUACACUUAAGGGCAAGAUACAGAGAAAGCAAUACACAGGCAUUCCGGAAUUCGUUCGAGACUUUGCUCUGAUCGUCCAUAAUGCACAAGUAUACAAUCUUCCAAACUCAGGCCCUGUGCGCGACGUGCUUGUACUGCAGGAUGUAUUCAAGGAGGAACUGCAGAAGUUGGUCAAUGAAGGGCUGGCCAAGGAAGAAGAGACGGUAUUUCCAGACCUCGGCGAGAUCCCGUAUGCUACGCCGGAACCAGAUCCUGUCUCGGAGGAGGAUGAAGACAACGAGGAUGAUGGUGAAGAAGAAGACGAGGACGAGGAUGCUGAAGCGCACGAAUCGGAUGAGGAUCGGCGGAGAAGAAAGGGCCGACGAGGUGGCAGGCCCAGUCUCUCUGGCCGCAAAAGCCGUGGUGAGGACGACGAGAAGCUGGAUGAUGCCGACGUUCGAAAGCGACGAGGACGGCCUCCUAAAGUUGACACACCAAUGGAAGCCAGGAUCAAGGCCGUACUGAAAGGCCUUCGCAAGCUCAAGGACAAAGCUGGAAAUGUGAAGAUACGCCAUUUCGAACGAUUACCUGACAAAGCGGAGUAUCCGGCAUAUUUCGUGGCCAUCAAAGACCCCGUCGCGCUCGACACCAUCAAGAAGAAGUCCAAGCGGAAGAAGUAUCAGUCUUUGGAACAGUUCAUGAAAGACAUUGACUUGCUUUACAACAACGCAAAACAGUUCAAUGAAGAGGGGAGCGAAAUCUACAACGAUGCGGUAGAAAUGCAGGCUGAAGCACAUAAACUUCUUGAGAUUGAAAAAGCAAAGCCAGAUGAUGAGUAUCUUAUGGAAGACGGAAGGCGACCAUUGCCAUCGGGCAUCUUGUACAAGAACGAACUCUGGAAAGUUGGGGACUGGAUCCACAUCUCGAAUCCCAAUGAUGUGACAAAACCGAUCGUGGCCCAGAUUUAUCGAACUUGGGAAGACCCCGAAGGUCAGAAAUGGAUCAACGCAUGCUGGUAUUAUCGACCCGAGCAGACCGUGCAUCAAUACGAGAAGCACUUCUUCCCUAACGAGGUUGUGAAGACAGGUCAAUAUCGAGAUCACAAAAUCGAGGAAGUCGUUGAUCGGUGUUUUGUCAUGUUUGUCACGAGAUACAGUCGUGGUCGACCCCGAGAUGUUGACCCAAGCAAAGAAGUCUACGUCUGCGAGGCACGCUACAACGAAGAAAAGCAUAGGUUCAACAAAAUCAAGACGUGGGCCAGUUGUCUACCUGAUGAAGUCAGGGACAAAGAUUAUGAGAUGGACCUCUUCGAGCAACCUCGAAGAAUCAAGAAGGUUCCUAGUCCACUGAAGCAUCUGUUGAAGGAUGAUAUGAAAGAGACAGAUGAGAUCUCAUCACCUCAAUGGGGGCAUCCUAACGCGCCGCCUAUCGUUGGUGCUAUUCACAAACAUCCUCGAGACGAAAAUCAAUCACCACCGCCUGAACCAACACCGCCGCCACCUCCAACACCUCCACAACCAAUCCGUCAACCCUCCGUCAGCACCAUGUCGACACAACCAAUCGUGCGACCGAGCAUCGAUCGGACACCCAGCAUCAGCGCGACAAAAUUACAGCCUCAACCAUCACGGCCAUCACUCACCCCUCAAGUGGCCUCAUACCAACCACAAUCAAUCUCUCCAGCUCCACCGUCCUACUCCCGGCAAACUUCAUAUCCGCAAUCACAACCUCCUCACAUCCAGGCCGCGACGGUGUCACAGACACCUUCUGCCCAGCAACCACUGCCCUUUGCUGCCAGACAACAACUGCACCCUCAACCAAGCCUGACUGCAGCACACCCAACCAAUUAUACUGCCGCAACACCUUCGCAAGCUUACAACCGUCCACAAUUGCCACAGACGACAGCAUACAAUCAAUACUCCACGCACAUGCAGGAUCAACGCGGCGCUGAAGUGUAUGUUCUUUCAAACAUCGCCAAUGAGUCCAUACCUAAACACAUCCGUGACCGGUUUCCCCAGGACGACGAAGGCCGUGUCUUGUUCUUCACCCAACCUCCCGUUCUUCCAGAUACUGUUGUGCGAGGACGAGAUGGACAGCCGCUCGCUCAUACGGAGAAGUAUCUUGCUGCCAAGGCGGAGAGAGAUAAGAUCGUUGCGACGAGGAAGAGAGCGAGGCAGGAGGAAAAAUCGACGCCUUUGAAAAGAGGGCGAUUAGGCACGGUUGUUUGAUAUCGGUGCGAAGCGAAUCUCGGCCAGGAUUUGUAUAACUACGAUCAGCAUUGUGUUUUGACACCAGGCACCUGAGGAAUCGAGUUCUAUGCCAGUUAUUUGAGUUUAGACACGGCAAUAGCGCUAGAGGUAUUCGCGCAAAGCAAGGUAGCGAAAUCAGAAGAGCUCUGGCAUGUUUUUCUUUGGCCUGCUUUGCACUCUCCUUGAGACUGGUGAUCGAGAGUGACCAUGAAUUUAC